CAACCACAGAGAGUCCGAUGGAAGCAGGUGGACAGGAAGGAAUGCAGUAUAAAAAGGAAACACUGUUGCUAAUUCUGCUUGCUGUACUACUGGCACUAAUUCAGCACUACUCCAGGCAUCAAAGCACUCUCGCAUGAUGAUGGAGAACAGAGACCUCAAUGCUUUGACUUUUUUUCAACUGUCAAGAAGUACUGAUCAAAUUCUUCGUGCUAGAACAAAGGAUCACCUACAGAAGAUGUAUGCCUGCUGGAAAGAUCACUUGGAAGAACCUCAGCUCUCCACCUGGUUUAAUCCAAAAAAACGUCCUGAUGUUAUAGCAACAACUGGUUGGCUCGCUCCGGUCUUAUGGGAAGGAACUUAUAACAGAGAAGUUCUAGAACAAUAUUAUAAGAAACUGAACAUUACCGUAGGCUUGGCUGUCUUUGCUGCUGGAAACCUUACAAGAGGGUCCCUGAGACGCUUCAUAAAAUCUGCUGAUAAGUACUUCCUGGUUGGCUACAAUGUUAUUUUCUACAUCUUGGCUGACAGCAUGUACAAUCUACCAUACCUUGAGCUUGGUCCUCUUCGGACUUUUAAAGUGUGGAGGCUAUUUGAGGAAGACAUGUAUCAAGACUGUAAUCUCAGAAACAUGGCUAACAUGCAAAGCAAAAUCAUACAUCAUAUACAAUAUGAAGUCAACUUUCUCUUCAUGAUGUCUGUGAACCAGAUCUUCAAGAAUAACUUUGGAGUAGAAACCCUGGGCAGAUCUGUAGCUCAACUCCACACAUGGUGGUAUUUUAAAAAGCCCAGAGAUUUCCCCUAUGAGAGAAGAACUAAAUCCACAGCUUUCAUCCCCUUUGAAGAGGGAGAUUUCUAUUACCACAGGGCCAUUGUUGGUGGCACACCUCUAGACAUCUUAGAUCUUAUUGAACAAUAUAUAAAGGGAAUUAUAGAUGACAGCACAAAUAAACUUUAUAGCACAUUUGAAAGCCAUCUAAAUAAAUAUUUUUUUAUCAAUAAACCUGCUAGAGUGUUAUCACCAGAGUACAACUGGAACCCAAAAUUUAAAACUCCUCCAGAAAUCAAGCACAUUAAGAUAGCAUGGCAUCCAUAAAUCACGCGAUGGCUGCGCCCUGGAGUUUAUGAAGUCACAAGUAAAUACCAGGGAAUUCCUCAAAAAUAAACUCUGGGAAACUUACAAAAGUGUAUAAUCUUUUAGAAUAAAUUGUCUUUGAAAUUAUAA
Messenger RNA from Mastomys coucha (southern multimammate mouse), 1222 nucleotides. RefSeq names its product glycosyltransferase 6 domain containing 1 (gene Glt6d1). Gene Ontology annotation, molecular function: hexosyltransferase activity. The transcript has 7 exons. Gene Ontology annotation, biological process: carbohydrate metabolic process. Gene Ontology annotation, cellular component: Golgi apparatus; vesicle; membrane. The record is from RefSeq and is a predicted model, not a curated record. Bases 134 to 1093 code for a protein of 319 amino acids. Lineage: Eukaryota; Metazoa; Chordata; Mammalia; Rodentia; Muridae.